AUGGAACGACUUGUGGUGCAAAAUGAGGCCGAACGCCACGUACAAGCCUAUCUGGAGUAUCGAAUGAUUGUUGGCGAUCGGGACGGAGGUGUUCUCCUUCCAGAGGAAGAAUAUGAGAAAUUAAGGAAAGAAUUCUAUGCCAAGAGAGAACAACAUAAUUUACAUUUUGUAGACACCUCAUACAUCCGAGGUCAAAACAAAAGACACCAGCCCAACAGCGAAGAAAUGAAAUACGAGAAGAGCAAAAAGGAUUCUUCCAAAAAUAGAAUUUUAAAACCGAACGUGUCCUUAUUAGAUUUGUACAAAACGCCGCCUCAGUUUGAAUUUCAUAUCUCCAUUUCAUCCUCUUCCUUUAGACCAAAAAGUUCGUCCACAAGUUGUGAUUCGCUCAAAGUUACCAGAGUAAAUUCUGCUAAAAGAAUCGUCAGUGGAAUCCCUAAGGAGCAAAGCAAACUUUCAUCCAAACAACUUCCAUCAGUGUCACGGUUUCAGCAGAUUGAAGAUGAUGAUCAAACAAAGCUGGAUGAAAUGACUGCUCAAUUACAGAAUGAUUCUUCAUUAAGCGAGGCUAAAAAAUAUUAUCUUAAAAAACAAAUACAAUUAUUGAAGGUGAAAAUUGCAAAGGCUGCAAAGAAUGAAUAA
This is a messenger RNA of Naegleria fowleri, 642 nucleotides long. RefSeq lists its product as uncharacterized. The record is from RefSeq and is a predicted model, not a curated record. NCBI's taxonomy places the organism in Eukaryota, Heterolobosea, Eutetramitea, Acrasida, Naegleriidae. The transcript has 2 exons. The coding region runs from base 1 to 642 and encodes 213 amino acids.